AUGAAUGUGGAACUAGCAGGAGGUUUGAUAAACCUAGGACUAGGAUUCUAUAAAAAGCCGUUAAAAAAGUGUAAAAUAUACUAUGCAAGUCAAACGGGAACGGCAGAGAGGUAUUCGAGAACAUUGGCACAGAAACUGCUGAAAGUAACAAACAUAUGCGAAGAAUCGCCAGCAAAUUUGCAAGACUACGUGGAGGAGGACUUCACGCGAGAGGAUGCCGUGAUAGUAUUUUUAGUCGCAACACACUACGAUGGCUUAUUUCCAGACGAUACAGGAAGAUUCGUUAAAUACAUAAGGAGGCUGGUGAGGAAUGAAGUUAGGCUAGACAACUUGAAGUACUGCGUCUUUGGACUGGGGAGUUCGGACUACGAGUACUACAACGAGGCAGCGAAAAACAUGCAGAAGUCGCUAAAGGAGCUGGGAGCAGAGGAGUUUACACCAAUAUACCUGUGCGACGAGUUAAACGGAGUGGGCAGAGAGUUUGAAAGGUGGCUGGAUCAGCUGUUCAAGGGGCUAUGCAGGCUGUACAACAUAGAGUACGCGAGUCUGAACUUAAAGAGCCUGAAGGAGCAUGACUACUUCAAGUCAUGGAGAUACUUGUGCGACUUGGAGUUGAGAUUCGUGAACAUAUCACUGGAAAGUAACUUCGAGCCCGUGCCGAAUGACAUAAUAUGUAAACAGCAGUACCAGGGCGUGGAGGUGAAGGUGAAGGAAAACGUAAAUCUGAUACCAAACGCAGACCAGUCAGUACAUCACAUAGUGUUUGAUUAUGACGGGGAGUACAGCGUAUCGGACACGGCAUAUCUGUUAUACCGCAAUCCAAGGCACAUCUGUAGUAUGUCUAUUAGUUUGUAUGGGAAGUAUCCAGAACUAUUAUUAGAUUUGAGUAAGGAGAUAACAUUUGUGCCAAGAUAUGGAAAUGUGAGAGAGAAAGUGACAUUUUCACCACCGUUUCCAAUACCAACCACCAUUAAGGACUCUCUGGAAUUGUAUUGUGACUUGACGAGUUUACCGUCCGACGAUGAAAUCAUGAAGUUCUGCUGCUUUUUAAAGGAUAAGAAGGACGUUGAAAGGAUAACGAAGCUAGUGAGGAAUGAAAAGAUCAUGAAGCAAAUAAGAGAGGAAGUGAAGAUGACAUUGCACGAGUUCAUGAUGCUGUUCUUCCCAAACGUUAAGUUUAACCUAAGCGGAUUCCUGCAGCUGGUGCCGAAGCAGAAGCCAAAGCCGUACACAAUAUCAUCUAGGCCUAAGACUGGUGAGUUGACAGUGACAGUCAAGUUAAUAGAGUAUAAUUUGCAUUCACUAAAGACCUUUUACAACGUAAACGUCAAAAGAGAGUUGUUUAAUGAGUCUAUCGCAUAUAACGAGUUGAUAAAAAGAAGAAUAUACAAAGGAAACUGUAGCAGGUAUUUAUGUGAAAUGAAAGAAGGACAAAAGAUUAAGUUGUUCGUGAGAACAUCGUUGUUUGCCAGUGUAAACAUGAAUGCGCCAAUGCUACUAAUCGCAAACGGGACAGGGAUUGCAGCCUUCAGAGGAAUAUGGCAUUCACUUAAAAACACCUGCAAUAACACUGGUGCCAGUAGUAUGACUAGUAGCGAUAAAAGUACCAGUAGUGCUAGCUCUAGUAGCAACGAGGUUACGAUGAUGCUAGGGUUCAGAACAACGAACCACGUGUUGUACAAAGAAGAGCUUGAACAGCUGAGUCAACAGGAGAACGUCAGGAUACUGUACGCGUUCUCGAGAGAACAGGAUAAAAUAUACGUCCAAGAGUUAGUUAAGAAUAACCUGGAGUUGAUAAGAGGAGUGUUAGACCGCGGAGGAACGAUUUGUAUAUGCGGGUGA
This is a messenger RNA of Theileria orientalis strain Shintoku, 1842 nucleotides long. RefSeq names its product cytochrome reductase. The record is from RefSeq and is a predicted model, not a curated record. The coding region runs from base 1 to 1842 and encodes 613 amino acids. The transcript is spliced from 14 exons. Gene Ontology annotation, molecular function: NADPH-hemoprotein reductase activity; FMN binding; flavin adenine dinucleotide binding. Gene Ontology annotation, cellular component: cytosol. Lineage: Eukaryota; Apicomplexa; Aconoidasida; Piroplasmida; Theileriidae.